Messenger RNA from Drosophila subpulchrella, 2134 nucleotides. RefSeq lists its product as uncharacterized. The record is from RefSeq and is a predicted model, not a curated record. Lineage: Eukaryota; Metazoa; Arthropoda; Insecta; Diptera; Drosophilidae.
AUGGCUGCCACAAUUAGCAGUGCGAAAAUUGUUACAUUUGCUUUCCGAGUGAAAUUGCCCACUAACACUGGAGUUCAGGUGAAUAAGAACUUGUCUCUUCGAUUGCUGGGAACCAAAACCCACAACGGCGUUUACCACGUCCACAUGAAGCCCAAGAUGACCAUACCGCUCAAUCUUCCCAUGGAGAUGCUGCAGCUAAACCCGGAGGUCAAGGUGAUCCGGGUCCUUGAGAAAAACGCAACAAGCAACGAGCCGCAGGUGGCUCUUCUCCAGAUCAACGUGAUGGAUCACGUAAACAUAGACUUGAAUGCCAGCCUGGCCGGAAAGCCGGGAAACCCGUUCACGGGUCCCUUUCCCGAGGAGAAGUGCACCUUCUUCGUGGCCGCCCGCACCAAGGACGGCUAUCGACGCGCCUUCCUAUUGGAUCACAUUGUGAAGCCCACGCCCACGUUCUUGGUUUACGAAAUGGAUGAGGGUCGAGUUUCUGUCACCACCGAACUGAGACGCAUUCCCAGCGAGCUACUCGGUCUGCCCAUCCGAGUGUUUGCCGCUCAGCUAAAGGACUCUGUUCCAAAAGAGCUUGAGACUGAUGGCGCAGAUCUCACGGUCAAGUUCAAGUUGGAUAACCCACCGCCCAAGGAAAAAUUGCGCGCCGCCAACGCUGCCUUGCUGGCCAAGGGCGAGCAGAUUUGCAUGGCCCGACUGAGCACUUUUCUGGGUCAGAUUUCAGAUUUAGGGCACAAGUUCUGGCGCGAACCCAUCGACAAAAAUGACACCGUGUUCAUCACCCAUAUCGUUAGUUACAAGGAGGUGUAUAUUAGCUCUCCGAAUACCAAGCAGUAUGCUUCGAUCUUCAAGCGUCUGGAGUCGAAGUGCACUCCCAUUCAGGAGUCCAGCGAGAUAUCAGUUGGCUGCACUGUGCUGAUUGCCUCAAAGACACUUGGACACUUCCGAGGCGAGGUAUUGAGCACUGACAACGGGGUCUAUAAUGUGAAGAAUGUUGAUACAGGUGCCACCCAAAAUGUGGAAUUGACUUCGAUGCGCAAGUCCUGCCGCUUCCUGGAGAAUCUUCCUGUCUGCCUGAUGCGCGUUCAGUUAAAGAUCGUUUGCAAUAUUCCGGAUGCAGCCGUGCCAGCAAACAAUGCGGCUCUCCAGGUGUUGCACAAGCUGUGCGCCCAGGAGGAAAUGCUUGAACUGGAGAUGGUAGAUGAGAGUACCUCGACUGUGGACCUGCUCUCCAGUUCCGGCGAUCAGCCCUCCUUGGUGACUCGAAUGCUGCCACUGAUGUUCACGCCAGUGCAGGAAAAAGCCAAUGCUGCUCCGCCAAAGGCACUUCUAACUCCGGCAUCAUCUCCGGUUGCUACACCAGCGAAACGCAAGAAGCCGACACCAGUUCUCCCUCCGGAGUCUCCUCCUCCUGUCAGACGGGAGGACUCGGCAACCAACAAUGGGGGCAGCCAAAAGUCUUUCGAACGCUUUUUUUUCAAUGACAUGGCCAAGUAUCUGGUUCCCGUGGGCGACAAGGUCAGCAUCAUCCUCCUGAACGCAGGUGACUUGAAAGAAUCUGGUUACAUCACCGCCUGCUUCUUUAAGCACGGAAAGGAGGCCGAGGAUUUCCAAAAUCUUCUCGAUUCGGUAACGAAGCAAGGAGCGUGCGAUCACAACGUUGUGCCGGGUUAUGUGCCAAACGUUGGCGAGAUUUGCUUGGCGCUCUUCAGCGAAGACACAAACUGGUAUCGCGGAGUUUGCAAGAUUUUUUACUGCGAUUUUGGCAACUUUGAGUAUGUGGAUGUGGAAAAUCUUAAGCCGAUACCCCAGGAUCUGCUUAAGGGCAUCUAUGCCACCAAGUGCUAUAUAGAUGGCUUCGACAAGUCGAAGAAUUUUGCUGCCUUGGAACAUUUCCUCGUCCACCAGAGCGGAGUCCAAUGUGAAGUUAAGGAUGGCCCAGAGCCCGAUACGCGUCUCAUCACGAUUCCCAAUCUGCAGACCAUACUGAAAACACCAAUUCCUAAUUAAACGCAAGCUUCGACUUCAAGUUACUGACAACAUGGACCGCAUUCCUUAUGUUUUAUAGUAUUAAGUGUAUACCAAAAAGACCAUUUAAUACAUUCAUAUGUCGUUCACUUUUUCACAA